Messenger RNA from Aspergillus costaricaensis CBS 115574, 1056 nucleotides. RefSeq lists its product as uncharacterized. The coding region runs from base 1 to 1056 and encodes 351 amino acids. The transcript is spliced from 3 exons. The record is from RefSeq and is a predicted model, not a curated record. NCBI's taxonomy places the organism in Eukaryota, Fungi, Ascomycota, Eurotiomycetes, Eurotiales, Aspergillaceae.
AUGUCCCACCCUAUCAACAAAUUCCAACCGUUCCCCAACUUCUAUGUCUACCGACCAGGUUACAUGGUAGUUCCUCUGAUUCCCCUUGACGAGCUACCUUCCUGGAUCCAAGUCGGCGAUUUCGACUGGGGCGAUAGCUCGCUCUACGAGACUAUGCUUCCCGCUAGCUUCAACUGUUUCGCCCGAAUAGGUGAAUAUGACGUGAUUUGCCAUCAUUGCUACAAAAACGUCGACAGCUACCAUCGCAGUGUGUCUGAGCGGAGUGAUAGCAAUGCCUCUUCUCGUGCCUCCGAUCUUCCCAAGGGGCUUACUGCUCAAUUGCCUGCGAAUUCUAUCUUGUUGGAUCCAUCCUUCAAGCUUGAGCAGCCGCCGUUUGGGGCAAACUUGAAUUCUGAACAUGAGGAACAACAUCCCCCGUCUCAUCAGAAUACUCCUCCGCCUGCAGAUCUCCCUGGGCAUCCUCCACCUCCGAAUACUCCUGAAAAUCCUCUUGUCAAUAAUCCUGAGGAUUCCCCUAAUCCUCCUGCAAAUCCGCCUCUGAAUUCGCCUCCAGAGUCUCCGGAUCAUUCGAACCCUUCUCUGCCAGAGGAAGAGGGAAUUCCUCUAGUGACUAUGUCUCAUUCAGACCAAGGACAUCGGGCAAGCCAAGCGUCUCAGGCAGCACAGGCGGCCCAGGCGGCCCAGGCAUUUCAGGCAUUUCAGGCAUUCCAGGCAUUACAGGAGAACGGGACUCAUACGCCAGGCCAUGCAGCUUCUGCAUCUGCAUCUGUUGAACAUACUCAACCUCAGACGAAUGGAGGAAGUGAAACUGCGACUUCGGGAGACAGUGGAAACAGCUCCUUUGGGAGGGGGCGUGCGCGACAUCGAGAUAGACUGAAUCGCCGGGGUCAGUUGUUUGAAGACGACGUGUCUGCCCCAGAAAUGGGGAUUGAUCGUAUUGAUUCUGUUGUUGCAGGGCUGUCAGGAAUCCUUGUUGAAACAGACGUGGUGAGUGUCUUGCAGUCUUGCAUUGUUAUUAGCCCGCCAUACUCGAUCCCCUCUUUCUACAGUAGCUGA